AUGAAGACGACAACGACUCUGGCCGGGUUGGUCGCCGCAUCCUUGGCCGCCGCCGAUGACUAUCUGUACAGCACUCGCUUCUCAAAGCGUGGCUUGCUUGACAAUGGAAACUACAAUCUCUCCUUCUUUCACGUCAACGAUGUACACGCUCAUUUGGACCAGUUUACCAAAGCUGGCGGCGACUGCAAGGAUCCCACAAAGGGCUGCGUUGGAGGUUAUGCUCGCAUCAAGACCAAAGUCAAUGAGCUUCGCCAGAAGCACCCGGACCACCUGUGGCUCAAUGCCGGCGACGAGUUCCAGGGCACCCUGUUCUACACCUUUUAUGGCGGGGAGAAGAUCGCCCAAACCAUCAACGACCUCAAGUUUGAUGCCAUGACCCUGGGGAACCACGAGUGGGACGGCGGUGACGAGAAGCUCGGCAAAUUCCUCAAGAACCUCACCUUCCCCGUCGUCUCGUGCAACGUCAAGAGCACCAACAAGGAUCUGAACGAGACCAUCAAGAACUACCACAUCUUCGAAAAGCAUGGUGUUGCCGUCAUUGGCGCCACCACGGAGACUACGCCCAACAUCGCCAACGUCGGCAAAGGCACCACCUUUCUGGAUCCUAUCCCCGAGAUCCAGAACGCAAUCUACGAGAUCCGCAACAAGACAAAGGUCAAGCGCAUCGUCGCCUUGACCCACCUAGGCUACGAGGUGGACCAGAAGCUCGCCCAGGAGACCGAGGGGCUAUCCCUCAUCAUCGGCGGCCACAGUCACUCCCUGCUAGGCGACAUGGACAAGGCCGAGGGCAAAUAUCCCACCAUUGUCAAGGACAAGAGCGGCCACGAAGUAUUCGUCGUCACCGCUUACCGCUGGGGGGAGUAUAUCGGAUCCAUCGAGCUGACCUUUGACGAGGACGGCAAGGCCCUGUCGUACCACGGCGCCCCGAUCCACAUGGACAACAGCACGGCUUUGGAACCCGAGCUCCAGAAGAACAUCACGGCUUGGCGCGGACCCUUUGAAAAGUAUGCCGCCGAGGUCAUUGGUGUUUCCCAGAACGUCCUGGACCAAACCGCUUGCCAGAAAGGCGACUGUCUCCUGGGUCAAGUCAUUGCCGACGCCAUGCUGGAGUAUCGCCAGAACCAGACCAGCAGCGGCAACGACGCCAAGCCAGACUUUGCCUUGAUCAACGCGGGCGGCGUACGCGCCACCAUUGACAAGGGCAACAUCACUCGCGGCCAGGUCCUGACGUCCUUCCCCUUUGGCAACGCCAUCACCCAGCUCAAGUACUCCGGGUCCGAUCUGCGCAAAACCCUGGAAGGCUGCGUCUCCCACAUCAACCAGUUCAGCCACAAGGAAACAAGCUCGUGGUUCCAGGUGUCCAGAAACGUAGUGGUCGAGUAUAACCCCGCAAGGGACGCCGGGUCCAGACUGGUCAACGUGACGGUUGCGGGCAAGGCCCUCGACGACAGGGCCGACUACAACGUGGUGACGGUGGACUUUUUAGCUGGCGGCGGAGACAACCUGCUGAAACCCAGCAAGGAUUUCGUAGCCCUCGAGUCGCUGGACCAGGUGCUCGUUUCCUACGUCAGUUCACACUCGCCGUUGACGAAUGCGCUCGAAAGACGCGUCUUUUCCUCCAACAGCACGGGAAACAGCACCGGGAAUAGCGCUAGCGACAAGUCAGCUGCCGCCCCGCUGCGAGCACCUGCUUUGGCGUUGGUCGGUUCCUUAGGUAUCUCGGCUGCAUGUGCCUUGUUAUUCCUGUAA
Messenger RNA from Ustilaginoidea virens, 1749 nucleotides. RefSeq lists its product as uncharacterized. The coding region runs from base 1 to 1749 and encodes 582 amino acids. The transcript has 2 exons. The record is from RefSeq and is a predicted model, not a curated record. Gene Ontology annotation, biological process: nucleotide catabolic process. Gene Ontology annotation, molecular function: hydrolase activity. Lineage: Eukaryota; Fungi; Ascomycota; Sordariomycetes; Hypocreales; Clavicipitaceae.